UUCGGCCAAUAAAAUAGAUCGUCAACCUUUUUUUGUGAGUUCAUAGUUACAACCAUCGGCUUAAUUCCGUAAUUUGUUUUUUAACCCAGUAGUGAUGAAGUCGUGUGCGAAUUGCGGUAUUAAUUUCAAUGAUGGGGUGCAGUGUAUGGGUUGCAAGAAGCAUCUAGAUUUUUCUUGUGCUAGUGUGUCUGAGACGACAUGGAGAAAAAUGGGGUCGGACCGAAGAGCACAGUGGAAAUGCCUCGCUUGUAAGUCGUCACCUGUACCUCUCUCACCACAGCCUUCUGCCUCGUUGGAUACAGUGCUGAGUGAGAUUCGCGAAUUGAGGCAACAGUUAUCAAGCCUACCAACCUUAGUCAGCAGUAUAAAGUCUAUCAAAGAAGAAUUGAUUGAACUUAAGAAGAGUUUUGAGUUCUCCAGCGGUAGACUUGAUGAUUUUGACGCGAGGCUUGUGGAGUUGGAAGUGAAGGCAUCUGAGUUUGAUAAUCUAAGGGACACCGUGUCUUCGUUACAAGCAGAAGUGGUUUCAACAAGAUCUGAUUUCUGUUCUUUUGAUCAUAGAACGAGACUGAACAAUGUCGAAAUUAAAGGUGUCCCCGUGAAGAAAAAUGAAAAUCUGUUUUCGGUUCUCGAUGCCAUCAGUAGCAAAAUAAAUUAUAACUGUCCUAAGACCCAGAUAAACUACAUCUCAAGGGUACCCAUACAUAAUUCUAAGGAGAAAUUGGUGAUCGUGAGCUUCUUAAACAGGUACAUAAAAGAUGAUUUCAUAGCGGCAGCUCGUGCUAAUAAGGAGCUUUCUACCAAGGACAUAGGUGUUCAGGGGCCGCCACAUCGCAUAUAUGUCAACGAUCAUCUUAGUAUAGAAUAUAAAAAACUUUUAAAUCGAGCUAAAACUGCCGCCAAAGAAAAACAAUAUGAAUUCGUCUGGGUGAAGCACGGUAAAAUUCACGUAAGGAAGGAUGUUAACUGUAAAACCUUCAUAGUUAGGCGUGAAUCCGAUUUAAACAAAAUUAUUUAGUCUGUUAUUAUUUACAUUUAGUUUCUGGAUUGCCGAGUUUCGUUAACUUUUCUAAAAAGUGUCGAUGUCGUCACAAUAAAUUUAGUUUACUUAAUUUUAGUAAAAGGUUUAGCACCUCUGCAUUGAUAAUGAUUCAAUUUGACGUUCCAUUUCGCAGUACUUGUAGACGAGAUCUGGUACAUACAUUUUAUAUAUCCGCCUCACUCACGCAUACGCGAAUGGUAUGCUAUUGCUUGCUUGCUCUCGUGAUCAUGUUCGCCCAGAUGUUAGAUUAUAUAAAAAUUCCAUUUACUUUUAUUUACUUAUACCUGCAAUAUAAUUUAUUAACUCUUGAAUGUUUAACAUUUAAUUGCCCCAAUAAUUAUUUACUAAUACGAUUAUUCUAUGUUGCUUUUGUUGACUACUCGAUUAUUGUUAUUAAAAUAUGCAAUGGUUAAUAGCAGUGCAUUAAAAAUAUUCUAUCAAAAUGUUCGUGGACUUCGAACAAAAACUAAUUCCUUCUACCGUCAGCUUCUACAGAGUUCUUAUGAUGUUAUUAUCAUAACGGAGACGUGGUUAUUGGAUGGAGUACUAAACUCGGAGCUUUUUGAUGGUCGCUAUUUGGUAUGGCGCCGUGACAGAGAUUAUGUUAUGACCGGCCAAACGAGAGGUGGUGGUGUACUUAUAGCGACGCGCAGGGAAUUGUCAGUCACUCCAGUAUCACUUUUGCAUUCAUCAGCGGAGGAUCUCUGGAUCAAAUUGCAGCUUAAGAAUUCAGGGUCACGAGAAUACGUCAAUUUAUAUAUUUGUGCAGUGUAUUUGUGUAAACAAAAUAAAGGGUUAUCAUUCUCGCAACAGCUUAGCAACUUCCUUUCCAAAUUAAACAAUGCAAUUCUACAUAGAACAAAUACCGACGUAUUUUUAGUCUUAGGGGAUUUUAAUAUGAGUGGUAUCACGUGGAUACCUUUUAAUGAUCAUUCUAUGGCCCCGUUAAAUCCCACCACUAGUGAUGAAUGUUUAUUUGUUGAUGAGCUAUCUACAAUGGACUUAGUACAGUUUAAUGGGAUUGCUAACGGGUAUGGCAAGUUUUUGGACUUGGUCCUCUCAAAUAAGUUAGCCUGUGUUAGUGAAUGUGUUGAUCCUCUAGUACCUAUUGACCCGUAUCAUCCUGCAUUAUUAAUUAAUAUUGAUAUCUUUGAAAUACCUCCCCUUGACCAUG
Molecule: messenger RNA, 2216 nt
Organism: Spodoptera litura
Lineage: Eukaryota; Metazoa; Arthropoda; Insecta; Lepidoptera; Noctuidae
Source: RefSeq, a predicted model, not a curated record